AUGACAACGAAUUGGCAAGAAAACCAUGUAAAGUGUAUUACUAGUUUUUUAAGGUACCAAUAAAAUUAAAUUUGAAUGAUGAUGAUGAUUCUUUUGAAGAAGAAAUAGGUAUUCCCACAUUUUUUAAGUAAUAGAUAGAUUGAGAUAGUAAAAAGAAAUGCAACAAAAAUUAAAAUAACAGCAAGCAGCUAUUUUUGAUCAUAAUAAAAAGGUAAUGAAACUAUCAACAUAGGCUGAAUAAUAAAGAUAACAAAUUGUUAAAGAUAUCCUCCCGAAACACAAAGGAUUGUAAUUAGCCUAUGAUUAUGACGGAACCUUUAUGUUAGCUAAAGAUUUCUCAUAAGUAAAAAAUAAUUAAAGAGCUCCUGAAAUACAGUACUUAUUAAGCAAUAUAUCAUAGUAAGAUUACUUAAGUAGAUACCAUAUUUUAACCAUAGAAACCUGUUUAAUAAGCAGUUAUAGAAAAUGAAAAAGUAAAAAAAGAAUAGUUGCGACAAUCAAAGGCAAAAACUAAUCCUCCAUAAAUCUUUGAAGCAUCUAUUCAGAAACCAUUUGAUAGUUUCACACCGAAUCAAGGAGUCAAAUUGAUUUAUUAAGAUUAAAAUUAAGAGAUUGUAAGGCAAUAAGACAUUUAAAAUUGGGGUGAUGGAUAGAGAAUGACAAAAAAGUAAUUUGAAGCUCUUAAAAAUGAAGGUUUUAAACAGACAACGUAUUCGAUGAAAUAGUAGAUGCUCUAAAAAAUAAAUUCUGACAUUGUGGAACAACAAGAGCCGAAAAAUACACCGAUGAUAGCAGAAUAAACCAAUUAAAUAAAUGAAUUAAAGAUCUCACAGUCCUAUACUAAUUUAAAGUAACCUCAGACACUAUAAACAAUUUAAAAAAUCCCUUAAACAGCAUAAAAUAGAAAAAAAGGAAGUAAAAUUAAUGUAGUGGAUAAAUAAUUAUUUGAUCAAUUACUUUCAUGA
Molecule: messenger RNA, 965 nt
Organism: Paramecium octaurelia
Lineage: Eukaryota; Ciliophora; Oligohymenophorea; Peniculida; Parameciidae
Source: the annotation of a GenBank genome assembly